Messenger RNA from Boleophthalmus pectinirostris (great blue-spotted mudskipper), 2285 nucleotides. RefSeq names its product interleukin 10 receptor, alpha (gene il10ra). Gene Ontology annotation, molecular function: protein binding. Lineage: Eukaryota; Metazoa; Chordata; Actinopteri; Gobiiformes; Gobiidae. The coding region runs from base 234 to 1844 and encodes 536 amino acids. The record is from RefSeq and is a predicted model, not a curated record. The transcript has 7 exons.
CACUUAACUACACGUCACUGACAGGAAACACACCAAGGUAUGGGGGAGGAGAGCAGAAGAGACAGAAAGUAAUGCUGAUGGGUGUAGUUUAUGAUAUCAAAAAACAGUAAGACAUGAAAGUAUCUUCUUUGUGGAUUAAUGAUACUUAGAACCAUAGUCUACAAGCAGAUGUAGGACUUUCUUUAUGGAAUAAUGUUCUAACACAGUCUAUCACUACAGAAAGGGGGAAAAAAAUGGAUAGCAACAAGACGCCCAUCCAGAUCUUCUUCAUAGUGGUCUUUGUGAGCUGUGUUGCAGGUCAAAGAUUGCCUUCACCAGUGAACCUCCAAGUGAAUAUUUUGGAUGGAGAGGUGAUUGCACACUGGGAUAAACCUACAGGCGCCCCUUCAGAUGUGCGGUACAAUGUUCAGUUUGGAAGGCACGCAGGAGAAUGGACAAAGGUCAACAAGUGUACAAACAUAACUGAGAUGUUCUGUGACCUAAGUCACCGGAUAGAAGAAUACACAGGGAUCUACAAAGUUCGAGUGCAGCUGGAGGCCGGCGGCGCCCAGUCUGAAUGGACACACAAAAAGAAAAUCAAUCCUACUUCAACUGAACUGCAGCCCCCCUCUUUCACUAUGUGGGCUACUUCGAGCACUCUUACCAUACAUAUUCACCAGAAGCCUAUUUUAAGAAAACUUUUCCUUUAUGGAAUAACCUAUACAAUCUAUCUGGUGGAGACGGAGCAAAAUAAGAAUACAACUGCAUAUCUCAAAGACGAUAUCUGGGACCACCAGAGGAAAAAAGAGUUCAGCUCUUUACGGUGGGGCAAAGAAUACUGUAUCACUAUCAAAGUAGAGGGAAAUGGUGGACUGGCCAGCAGCCUGUCACAUCCACAAUGUGUUACAUUACCAGACCAAGAAUGGAUUAUAACUGCAAUUGUUGCACUUACUAUUAUGGGCGCUCUGAUCAUAGUUGCAUUUAUCUCCUCAUUGAUUCUGUGUUAUGUGAAACAGCCAGUGAAGACACCUACUGCUCUUAAAUCCCCUGCUUGCGGGUGGCGUCCACUGUCCAUUGGAGAGUGCACUAUGGAAGUUGUUACAGACAAGGGUUGGUUCCUGUCCAGUGCGGGAACAGAAGUGAAACAUGGCUUCAAAAAUCUGCCUAAAACUUAUAUCAGCGACCAGAAAAAUGGUGAAGAGGACAGGAGGUCGAGCACAGACAGUGGAGUCAGCAUCAAGUCCACCUCUGACAAUACCACACAAGAAGACAGUGGGUGUGGCAGCAUAGGGCUACAAGAUACUAUUUGCAAUUACCCUCAAGAUGAAGGAAGUGAUACUCUCAGUAAGGCAGAAGACAGUGGGAUGGGACUAAACUGCCACUCAGAUGCCUCUUCACUAAAUCUAGAAGAUCAAGACAGUGGAUGUCUGAACAAAUCUGGAGAAUAUCAUAAACAACACCUGUUAACUGUAAACAUUCAUGACUGUGACAAUGAAGACAUCUUUAAGGAAACACUUCCACAAACACAACUCAUCAGUGUGGUGUCAGGGUACAGGAAAAACACUUCAAUUUGUACCUGUUCUGGGGCCAAUCUGUGUAUAUGGUGCCAUAAUCAAGACAGUUACAGAGGACAAUAUAAAGGAUUACAUAAACAUAACAUGGUGGAGUCAUAUGGACAUUCCACUCCUAAAGCUCAAACGGACAUAGUGGACAAAAAAAGAACAAAUAUGACUUUAGUACAAAUGGAGGAGACUUUCCCCAUGUUGACCUCUCUAUCAUCCUUCCCUCUAUUGCAAAAGGGACGGGACUUUAACAUGAAUGAUGUGUCAGUCUCUUUGUGUGAUGUAGAGUUCAACCACCACUGAUGUCACAUGGAGAUCUCAGGCCUGAUUAUCAGUAUUCACUGUCUCUAUGAGUACAGGCUGAUUUUCCAGUGUUAAUCAUAAAGACUGAGUUAGUUUGUGGGGAGAGGAAGGAAGCUGAGUUUUUUUUAAUACCAAAGAGGUGCGGUUGACUUCACUUUACCUUGCUGCACCUUGUAUCUCUGACUUUAUUCACAACUGACAGUUAACACCGGAAGUGAAACUGUUGUGGAGCAAUAUGCAGGGAAACUGUGUUGGGCUUACGUGCUUUAGGACAUUUUAACAUUUCAUUCUGCCUCUCAUCUGCCACCCACACAAACUGAGAACAUAUCAUACUUUAUUAUGCCGUAUUACUUCCUACUUGUCUGUGACUGGUUCUGUUAUAAGUGAUUAUUUAUAUUUUAUUUAUGCCAUGAACAAUAAAAUUAUAAACAUUUUGGAAAA